Molecule: messenger RNA, 1075 nt
Organism: Symbiodinium necroappetens
Lineage: Eukaryota; Dinophyceae; Suessiales; Symbiodiniaceae
Source: the annotation of a GenBank genome assembly
AUGAAGCGCCGGCUUGACAGUGAGGGCCAUGAUGCAGUCCGUGAUGGGCCGCAGAGUGUUUACGAGAUGCUAACAUGGCCCACCCAAGUGUGCAUGGAUGCAACUCGUGAUGUGGAAGCAAAGGCAAGACUGGCCCAGAACAUGUCCAGUGGUUUGUUGCUUGGGUCGGAUUACGCUGGUGCGAGGAUGGCAGAUGAUGCCCUCCACAGGGUGUCAGCAGAGGUUGCCAGCAUCCUCAAGUUGAGUCAGAGCCAAGGCCAAUGUGUUGUGAAGACUGCCUACACCUGUGAUUGCGAAGCAGGGCCGAUGAUGGUCUGCUUGGAUGGCAACCAUCCAGCUGGGCAUCAUUUCCAGUUUUUGGAGGACCGCCUGUCGGAGCCUCUGCUGCAGGAAGUGGACGACUUGCUGGCUCAGGCUCAGUCUUCAUCAGGGACUGACAUGGCUGCUGCCUACCAAUCUGUGGCCAGGCUGUUGAUGCGACGUGAGGUGUGCGCCUUCGGCACACUCCGCAGCAAGUGCAUUCGGCACUUUGGCAGUGUCUGCAAUGCCACUUUGAUGCCCGAGAACUACGAGAUGAGCAGCGAAGCGCUGUCUAUCAACAUCGCUGGUGUGACCUGCGUGGGUUUCUCUCAGUUCGGUGGCAGGGCAAGACUUGCGCACGGCUCCAUGAAGUCUUUCCACAUCUGGGCGGCGUCCGUGCGCAAUAUGCAACCCGAUCUCAUCGUUGCUGAAAGCGCCCCGUUAUUCGACAAGACCCUCUUCACUUGGUGGUUCGAAGACCUUUACCGGGCGGUCUUCUUCGACCACCCUGGGCCGUCGCUGCUCGGCUUUCCAAUGAAUAGACCGAGGAUGUACGUCAUCCUGGCCCGACGCGACAAAUACGUCACUACGGCCACCUUCGAGGGCUACAAGCAGAUGUUCUCCCGAAAGGUUCUUUUGAGUGGUGAUGCUUACUUCAAUGCAAAGCCCGAGGAUGUUUUGAAGGAGGCUCGGCAUUUGGCCGGGGUGCGCAAGGUCCAGAAGCCAACUUUGCAGGACCUCGAGAAUCUUGAUUGGCUGCGGUUGUAUCCUGUGG